Molecule: messenger RNA, 2946 nt
Organism: Ambispora leptoticha
Lineage: Eukaryota; Fungi; Glomeromycota; Glomeromycetes; Archaeosporales; Ambisporaceae
Source: the annotation of a GenBank genome assembly
AUGGGCACGCAAGGUUUUGAAUUUUCGACUACGACAAUGAACUCCACUAUUGCACCACCAACACCAACCACAGCAAUACCUAAAAACUCAACGACCGCAACUAUUUCUACCUCUUCAACAGCAACCGGAUCAGAAAUAACGGCUAUCACAGCGACAUCAGCCGCAACGGAUUCAACUUCUAAUCCCAAUACUCCCAUUAAUAAUAAUCACACGAAUACCAACAGUACCGCCAUAAUAACAUCAGACACUAUAAAUUCGACACUCAUACUUUCACCCACGACUGCUACAACUACUCCCGUUCAAGCGCCUGCUAGUAUUGUAAAUAGUAAUAAUGACAGCAGUAAAAUUACAAGCAAUACAACUACGGCGCCAAAUACAGCAUGGGGUGGUGGUGUCCCUGCAAUUGUGGAUUCAUAUCAAAAUUCUACGAUAUUGGUCCCUCAACUAAUGGCAUUACCGCAGACUUCAUCUGUCGGUGCUGAGGCAUCGACAGAAAUACAAAGAACAACUCCUGGUGAGCUUGCCACUUUAAUAGCACCAAAUCAGCAAGAUGUAAUCGUUAUCGCUUCAUCUGAUGCGAGCACAAAUUUAGCUAUAACCCCCUCUCAACAAAUUUUGCCUUCUUUGCCUCCAGUUUUAUCCAAUUCACAACAACCCAUGCAGAUUGUUGAAACGAUAUCGUUGAUUGAAAAUCCUGCAACCGAGGUGAAUAAUCAAAAUCCUUCCUCAAUAGUUCAAGCUGUGAUCACAACGAAUGGACAACAAGACGAGGCUAUUUCGCAAGAAAAUGCAAGCUUAGAACUUAAAAUAGCAACCAACAAUUAUUUGGCAGCUCAACUUUCGCAGGGUAAUAAUCCGCAAUUUGCUCAAGAGAUUCAAGAUGUUGAGAUGACGAAUGCUCCAGUUUUACAAGGGCAAACUGCUCAAGUUCAACCUGGGAUAAUACCAGCUACUACACAGGAGCAAGCUCAACCUGCUGUGCAAGCUGUUACGCAGACGCACGUUGCAGCAGAGAUGGUCCAAGCCGUUGCACCAAGUGGGAUAGUACAGGAAAUCAUACAAGCUCAAGUACAUCAAGCACAACAGGCUGCUGAACUUGUAGCUCAGCUUGACGAAGAAGUAAAGGCCAGAAAGGCUGCAAAGGCCCAAGUACAGGCAAACAUAGCACAAGGAAAUAAUGAUGUUAACUUGGAACAAGUGAACGAGGCAGUGAAGAUUGCCGAAGCGAGAAAACUGCGUUGCCAACAAAUUGCAUCUGACUAUCAAACUGCUGCUCUUAACGCUGUAUCAACUGUGACUACCGCGCCCGAGACAAUACUAGCUACAGCGGCUGCCGUAACUGUCAAUCAACCACAGUUAGAAGAACUAAUCGACACAAAUCCGAUAGUAAAAGCAGCUAUAAUAACAACGAAUCAAAAUUUAAUGAAUGCUGUAGCUAGCUCGUCAGUUCCCGUUAUGGAUAAUGGGACGAGUGUUCCACCGUUGACGAUAUUGGAUGCUCAUCAACCAAAUCUUGUCCAAAUAUUGACACCUAUUGUACCGAAUACCGCCAGUCAGAUAACGAUUGUUAAUGUCGACGAGGGUACACGACGAAAUUCGAUUUCUUCGAAUUCUACUCAGUCUUCAUCUGGUUUAAGUCUAUCACCAAUGACCGCAUCUACUACGCCAAAUUUACCUCCAAUCAAUAAUACAAAUAUAGGGAUGCCAACGAUAUUUAAUGUUGGCGGACCAACAACAAUGGUGAUGAAUAAUAAUAAUAUAUUAGGAGUAUCAAAUCAUAUAAAGAUCUUCACUGAACCUGCUCCACCUCUACAGUUAGAUGUCCAAUCGACGCAGCAACAAUUGGAACAACAAGCUCAACAAGAACUUCAGUUAAAAAUACAACAGCAAGAAGUUCAAGAACAACAAAAAAUAAAACACGUUGAAACUAUGGCUGAAGUAUCAUCUACGAUUCAAACGAUCAAUAAUAUUAUUCCGUAUGAAAUAAUUGAACAACAACCAACUAUUGAAUCUCCAUCAAAGGCUAACGUAAUAUCCGAGGAUAAUUCAUCAGGAGGUCCUCGUAUAAAACUCGAACAUGAACAUGCUGCUGAUUCUUUAGUGGAAUCGUCAAAAAGUGCAGUAUCACGACUGUUAAUAAAUAAUUCUGACGAAUCAGAACGUCGAAAUAUGUUAUUGAAAUUGGCUGAAGUCGAUUAUAGAGAUUGGAGUGACGACUCUCUGCGUGAAGAAUUAGAAAAACGCGAAAAACAUCCUAUAGCUGCUGCCUCUAUGGGUGGUAGAAAUCGCGAUGAACGUUCUGCGAAAGGAAGGUCAACUCAGAUGACGACGACGACUAGUGAUUCCGAAGAUGACCAAGAAUCGAUACCUUCACGUGCUGAUUCCAUGGAAGAUAUCAAAAUUGAGCCAACUAGAUGUGGCAAAGCAUAUUAUCAUUCUCGAUCGUUGAGAAAACACGAGAAAACUCAUGAUAUAAGACCACAUCCUCAUCCUUUACCCGCUGUUCACCACGCGGUACAUCCAAUUCCAAAUAAUGGAAUGCAUAUAAAUUUUGCAUCACCACAAGGCUCGAUGCAGUAUGAUAAUUCAUCAGCAAAUGACCCGCGAGAUAUGAGAUCACCUGUUUCGCAUACCUCACCCGCACUUCAUCGUCAUACACAAUUGCCAUCCGUUCAUCAUAUACAGUCUCCGCCUGCUGGUAAUAGUCCAUUCAAUAUUGGUCCACCACCAUUAUUAUCACAAAAUCAUACACAGCCACAGCCGCCACGGUAUCAUCCUUAUAACCAAAAUAACAUGCCUCAUCGUCCAGAAUUAGUGCAUAAUUGUAAUUCAUAUGAUGAUAGGUCACCACCCCCACAUCAUACUCAACAGUCGACAUCGUCGACAACCGGCUCAUUUUUCACAUCAACCCCACCACAACAUAAUAGACAUCACGGAAAUAAUUAA